Molecule: messenger RNA, 2625 nt
Organism: Priapulus caudatus
Lineage: Eukaryota; Metazoa; Priapulida; Priapulimorpha; Priapulimorphida; Priapulidae
Exons: 9
Coding region: 12-2351 (779 amino acids)
Biological process (GO): pseudouridine synthesis
Molecular function (GO): pseudouridine synthase activity; RNA binding
Source: RefSeq, a predicted model, not a curated record
CGAGAUUCAAAAUGUCUGCCUCCAUGUGUAAACAUGCGUUAAUAUUGCAUUAUAAAAGUUCAGUUUCGUAUUUAGAAAGGCGUAUUUUUCGGCGACCGCUACUGCUAAUUUAUAGACAUAAAUUUCAUGAAGGCAUUAAAAGUGCAAGUUCAGAUGCAAUCCGCGGAAGCGAACAAAACCAAGAGCAUGAUAGUGGAUUCAAUCGGCGGACUGGUCGAUACAUUUGGAAACGUUCAACUUCACGGCGUAAUUCUCCAACACCAACCCAACAGAACACCGUGGACCGUAACCCUAAUCAAGUCGAAGAAGAUUUCUUCGGAAUUACGCAGUUUGAAAGUGUGCGUGUCGCGCACGAAGAGAAUCAAGAAUCGACUAGAAGCACACUGCAGAACACAUCGAGCCUUGCAGAGAGGUUGCGUCAAAAAUUAGGCCUACAACGUGACGCCGAGCCUGGCGCUGAAGACCAGAAAGUGUAUAAAACAUCUUUUGGCUAUGUGAGAUAUGACAGCGAUAACCAGGUUUCAUCAAGACGCCGUGUUACAGAAUGUACUGACGUUAGGCAGUCAUAUUCAGGCGGAGAUAAAACUGAAGCCACGACAGAAGAUACAAACAUGUCACCACUCACAAUGUCAGCAGAGUUAACUACAUCUCGGGUUGGUGAGAACACAGUUAAUGGAAAUAUGAAAACUGAGGAUACUGGAGAUCUUAACCCACUUGAUGAACAGUACUUUGCAUACCAACCCUCAACAGGUUCAGAUGAAAAACACACUUGGUCACAUCACGAAACCAGUUUACCUGAAACUGAAGCCGAGAAAGGAAAUCAACCGAAAGAUUUGAACCCGAUUGAUGAAUAUUACUUUGCUUAUGAGCCUUCAACACGGCAGGUGGAAAACCAACCUGAAGUCAGCAGCUGCAAUGACCAUACAAACCAUUUCGCUGAAACUGCUAUGCAAAAAAACGAUGUGGCUGAAGAUGGCAACCUGUUUGAUGAACAGUACUUUGGCAUGGUAGGAACGGCGAUGACCAGAAAGACUGAAUCGAAUAGCCAGUGUGACAGUUAUGACUUCAAUGGCAGGGAGUCACGAGUUGCAAGUGACCGGAAAUUUGCAGAAAGACAUUUCAGUGCAGAAGAAACCUCGGCAGGGGAAGAAGCUGGAUCAUUUAACAAACUGUACUCAGACAGUCCCACUGAGAUCAAUAAUACUGACGUGACUGAUCAGCAGCAUAACCAAACCGAAUUGGCAGCAAGAAAUCUCGAUGAGAAAGCGGAAACCAUCCUGACGCCAGCUUUAACAAAAGAAGAGCUCAGAAGAAGGUUACGACCUAAGCCUGACCUUGAAAAUCCCAAAACAGCCUUUGAUAUGGCAAUGAAAGUAAGAUCUGAGCUAAAACAUCAAAAAGGUAGCCAGAAGCAGCAAAUAUUAGGACAAGAUAUUCCUGAUGGUGUGAAGUAUGUUGGUAAAGAAAAACUUGAUAGCAAGGGCUUCAAUAUUUUGACCAAUCAAGUACAAGAUUUGACAUGGCUUUCGGAAGAUGAUGUUUACAGAAAGCUGUGGUCAAAUAUUCUUUACAAUGACAAUGAAAUAGUUGCGUUCAACAAACCGUAUGGCAUUCCCGUUCAUGGUGGAAAAGGAGUUCACCACAGCGUUGAUAAGUACUUGCCUCGCAUCGCCAAAAAGUUGGAUAGUGGUCGUGGCAUUAUCGAUCAACUCUAUCUCCUACAUCGGUUAGACCAGAAUUGCACUGGAGUUUUGGUUUGCGCCACCACCCAAAAAAUGGCGCAUCGAGUCCAGGAGAUGUUUAAGACAAAGGACAUCAUCAAGAAGUACUGGGCAAUAACGAUACGUGUUCCGGAUCCCCGUGAGGGCAUCAUUAACAUACCGAUGGCUGAGGGAACUGUGGACGGGAAGUUCAGGAUGACGUUGAAGCCGGAAUGGGAUGAGGAAAAGAGGGCAGUUAUGCAGCACAGUUAUGUGCGCACACAUGCGGCCCUAACCGAAUACAGAGUGCUUGACAGUAGCAGUAAGGCUGCCUUAGUGGAAGUGCAACCCGUCACAGGGGUGAAGCACCAGAUUCGUUGUCAUCUAUCAUUUGCUCUUAGCUGUCCUAUCCUCGGUGACCACAAAUACUCAAACCUUGGAAAACUGGUUCCUCAGAGGCUGCCUGCGGAGUUGCUAACCCGACUGCACAUCAGACAGGCGAAGGUGCGUCAUGUGGCGAUGCACCUCCACGCAAAGUCGAUCGUCAUUCCCGAGGUGUUCGAUGGGAAGAACGUGGUCAUCAACUGCAAUCUGCCAAGUCACUUUGCACAGAACAUGAAGCGCUUGAAGCUCAAACCACCAACGUGGUGAUGCCGUCCAAGUCUUGGAGAUGUCGACUUCGGAAAUUUAUCGAUGAGACGUUGCACAUAUAGAGAGCGUGCAUGUGAUUUCACUGGUUAAAUAAUUUGUGGUUAUACUUGGAUAUAGCUGGAAAUAAUAGUGACUACCUUCAGUGUAAAAUGAUUGUGCUUUUAUUAGUGUAAGACAUUUCAGUUUUACAGAUGCACGUAUCUGCGGCUGUGUUUAUUAUGAAGUGGUGUAGUCAAUAAUAAAGGUCUUGUAAAAAUAAAUGCUGUAUAUAUUA